Osmerus eperlanus (European smelt) is the source of this 2207-nucleotide messenger RNA. Its product is annotated as electrogenic aspartate/glutamate antiporter SLC25A13, mitochondrial. The record is from RefSeq and is a predicted model, not a curated record. Gene Ontology annotation, molecular function: L-glutamate transmembrane transporter activity; L-aspartate transmembrane transporter activity; calcium ion binding. Gene Ontology annotation, biological process: aspartate transmembrane transport; malate-aspartate shuttle; L-glutamate transmembrane transport. The transcript has 18 exons. Bases 113 to 2143 code for a protein of 676 amino acids. Lineage: Eukaryota; Metazoa; Chordata; Actinopteri; Osmeriformes; Osmeridae.
GUGCACGCUUCAUCCGCUGUUAUCCCUUUCCCCCUCCCGCGCGUGAUUUCCAUGGGAACGUCGUCACGCAUAAGGAAGCGAAGCGGUUUAGUUGACAGUAAGCUUGUUCACUAUGGCUGCGAAGGUAUUCUUAACGAGGAGAGCUGACCCCACUGAGCUGAAAGACAUUUUCUUGAAGUACGCAAGCGUUAAGAAGAACGAUGAGCACUUCAUGUCACCGGAGGACUUCGUGUCACGGUUCCUCCACGCGCACACGGACGUCCGGUUGUCUGACGAGGCCGUGACUCUUCUAGCAGGGGUGGUGGAUCAGAAGAAGGAUGGGCUCAUCUCCUUCCAGGAGUUUGUUGCGUUUGAGGCGGUGCUGUGCGCUCCAGACGCUCUCUUCAUGGUCGCCUUCCUGCUCUUCGACAAGACGGGACACGGGAUGACCACCUAUGAGGAUGUGAAGCAGGUGUUUGGCCAGACCACCAUCCACCAGCACAUCCCUUUCAGCUGGGACUGUGAGUUCAUGAGGCUGCACUUUGGCUCCGAGCGGAACAGACACCUCAGCUACGGGGAGUUCACCCAGUUCCUCCUGGAAAUGCAGCUGGAGCACGCCCGGCAGGCGUUCGUCCAGAGCGACCGGACACACAACGGGACCAUCUCUGCUCUGGACUUCAGGGACGUCAUGGUCACCAUCCGUCCUCACAUGCUCACACCCUUCGUAGAGCAGUGUCUGGUGGCGGUUGCCGGGGGCAGUACAUCUCACCAGGUCAGCUUCGCAUACUUUAAUGGCUUCAACUCUCUGCUCAACAACAUGGAGCUCAUUAGGAAGAUCUACACCACACUGGCGGGAAACCGCAAAGACGUGGAAGUCACUAAAGAGGAGUUCAUCAUGGCGGCUCAGAGGUUCGGUCAGGUCACUCCCAUGGAGGUGGACAUCCUGUUCCAGCUGGCCGACCUGUCUGAGCCCAGGGGUCGUGUGGGUCUGGUCGACAUAAAGAAGAUCGCUCCGCUGCAGGAAGGAGCCCUUCCCUUCCACCUGGCAGAGGUCCAGAGGCAGCAGUCAGGAGGGGGCUCUUCUCGUACGGUUCUGGUACAGGUGGCUGAGUCGGCCUACAGGUUCACCCUGGGCUCAGUGGCAGGAGCCGUGGGAGCUACAGCAGUCUACCCCAUCGACCUGGUGAAGACUCGCAUGCAGAACCAGCGCACCACCGGCUCUCUGGUGGGAGAGCUCAUGUACAAGAACAGCAUCGACUGCUUCAGGAAGGUGGUGCGCUACGAAGGAGUGUUCGGCCUCUACCGAGGCCUGGUACCACAGCUACUGGGCGUCGCCCCGGAGAAGGCCAUAAAGCUGACAGUGAAUGACUUCGUCAGAGGGAAGGCCAGGCAGAAGGAUGGAAGUGUUCCUCUUCCUGCUGAGAUACUAUCUGGAGCAUGUGCGGGAGGAUCCCAGGUGAUCUUCACCAACCCUCUGGAGAUCGUGAAGAUCCGUCUGCAAGUAGCAGGAGAGAUCACCACUGGCCCUCGUGUCAGCGCCCUGUCUGUCAUCAGAGACCUGGGCUUCCUGGGUCUCUAUAAGGGAGCCAAGGCCUGCUUCCUGCGGGACAUCCCCUUCUCUGCCAUCUACUUCCCCUGCUAUGCUCACCUCAAGGCUGGCAUGAGCGACGAGGACGGCAGGAUAGGGCCUGGGAAGAUGCUACUGGCUGGGGCGCUGGCAGGCAUGCCUGCCGCCUCCCUGGUCACCCCGGCUGAUGUCAUCAAGACCAGGUUGCAGGUGGCCGCGCGCGCAGGCCAGACCACCUACCACGGCCUGGUGGACUGCUUCUGGAAGAUUCUGAGGGAGGAGGGGCCACGGGCCUUCUGGAAGGGAGCCGGAGCUCGAGUGUUCCGCUCCUCUCCACAGUUCGGCGUUACCUUGGUGACCUACGAGCUGCUGCAGAGGUGGUUUUAUGUGGACUUCGGCGGAACAAAGCCCUCUGGCUCGGAGCCGACUCCCAGGUCUCGGAUCAGCCUGCCGGCGCCCAACCCAGACCACAUCGGAGGGUUCAAGCUGGCUGUGGCCACGUUCGCUGGCAUCGAGAGCAAAUUUGGACUCCACCUCCCCCGAUACCGGGUGCAGGCAGAAGCCCCAACCUCUCCCACCUCCCCCUCUCCCCCCUGAAUCUCCCCCUCUCCCCUCUGAACAACCACCCCCUAAACCUCCCCCAGUCUCCCCCCUGAAUCUC